CAAGUCAUUCCAUAGGAAAUCAGUGUUCUGUGAAAAACAGUGAUAAAACAGCUGUCCCAUGGAACGAAGCCUUCGUAACAAAAGUUAAUCCCUUUUCAUUUAUUUUCAACGGUCAUUUUGAAUGUUUAUUUACAUGUUUUGUGAUAUUGUCUGGUAUUCAACAGACUGUUCUGUUUAUGAAUUGUGUACAAUGGCCAUAAAGUGCACCACAUAUGGUAUCACGGUUUUAUCGUUCGCCCUGGGAGCUACGACUUUAGGAAUGCUGGCGUUAGCAGUUAGUACAGAUUCUUGGCUGUAUAUGUCCGAACCGGUCAUUAUUGCACCGGAAGUGAGGGAGUUAUAUAACAUAACACAGAACUUUGUUGUAGAAGUCAGAUCGGGAUUAUGGAGGGUGUGUACUAUAAAUAUCGCUGAUGGUCAGGAGCCUGAUCAUUGUAUGGCCAUAGAUUAUACACAGGAAGGAAAUGGACGUUUAGAGGGCGCUCCAACAUGUAUGACUAUUGUAGGAGCGAUUCGUGUUGCUGCACCGUUACCAGUGAGUGCUUUAAUACUAUGUAUGGUCGCUGUUAUUCUUCAUUCUAUUGGAAGUAUCCAUGGUGACCGGAAAACAUUAAUAGCAGCAUCAUUAUAUAUAUUAUCAGGUUUAUCUCUAGCAGUGGGGAUAGUGCUAUACAUCUCCGCCAUUAACGACGAAGUCGGUUAUAGAUCCAGUAAAAGAGCGGAACAAACUUUUGUGUAUAAUUACGGUUGGUCGUUCUACACGGCAGGAAUCGCUUUCAUUACCUCGGAAAUGGCAGCCGUUGUUUGUGUCACUUUAUUUCUCCAAAGACAUAUGAAGAUUGACGACUUAGAAAAACUGGUGCCUGGUUUACAUCUAAAAAUACGAACAAGACGUUUCUCGAGAAGGAAUUAUUAUUCCGAUUGUCACCAAACAUUGAUUAUAUGAUCAGCUAAAGACAAAUAAAAACACAAACAAACAGAGCUAGUAAAUCCGUUCACGAUUUUACCACCAAAAAGCUGGAAUUGAUUCAUGAUGAUUUUUAGCUAAAUGUGAUUUUAAUAUCCUUAAUGCCUCAAGUGCUUUAUAUUUAAUGUAGUAAUGACAUGUGCUAAAUCAGAAAAAAGGGACCGAGUAAUGCGUUGGAAUCGUGUUUGUAUUUCAUCGAGAUGACUAAAUUGGGCUAUUGUUGGAGGAUGCAUUGCACAAUAUUUAGUUUCGUAUUUUAUUUUUUCAGAUUGAUUUUGUCAUUAGUUUAUGUGGCGACAGGUGUUCACGACGGUCUUUUUAAUGAGAUCGUGCUUUACCCGGAAGUAAUUAUGAUGCUGGGAAUUGAUUUAAGCCAUUAGUCAUUCCAAAAACUAUAGCUUACUUCGUGGUGCGAUCAUAUUAUUGUCGUAGCUUCUGAUAUAGAUAGGCCCACGACGAAAUACGCGUAUCGUAUAACUGACAGGAUCUCGAGAAUGGCAGAAUGAAAUUACACAGUGUCAUAAUCGGUAACCAGUCACUGAUCUCUGGUCAAACGCCGGCUGUAACAUAUGGUGUAAGUAUCAUCAUCGGUAGCCAGUUACCGAUGCAUGAUCGAACGCUGUCUGAAACAAAUGGUGAGUGUCAUCAUCGGUAACCACUCACAGAUGCCUGCUUGUAACCAAUGAUGUAGUAUGAUUAUCGAUAACAAAGGACGAGUGUCCAGUCGAACGCUACCUGUAACAAAUGGUGUCAUAUUAUCAUCGAUAGCCAUUCGCCGAUGCCUGGUCGAACGCUGCCUAUAACAAAUGAUGUCGAAUCAUCAUCGGUAACAAAGGACGAGUUUCCAGUCGAACGCUGCCUGAAACACAUAGUAUCGUAUCA
Patella vulgata (common limpet) is the source of this 1849-nucleotide messenger RNA. RefSeq names its product voltage-dependent calcium channel gamma-5 subunit. Gene Ontology annotation, cellular component: postsynaptic density membrane; AMPA glutamate receptor complex. The transcript has 4 exons. Gene Ontology annotation, biological process: postsynaptic neurotransmitter receptor diffusion trapping; neurotransmitter receptor internalization; regulation of AMPA receptor activity. NCBI's taxonomy places the organism in Eukaryota, Metazoa, Mollusca, Gastropoda, Patellidae. The record is from RefSeq and is a predicted model, not a curated record. The coding region runs from base 122 to 946 and encodes 274 amino acids. Gene Ontology annotation, molecular function: voltage-gated calcium channel activity; channel regulator activity.